UCAGCUCCAGACUGGGACAAGGCGGCAGACUCCGUUUUUAAUAGAAUCAAAUCAGAAAGCGUCAAUGCGAAGAACUCGGAGAAACAGCCAGAUCCUUCUUCAGGAUCUGUACUACAGGGGACUUUCUGGAGGCGACAGAGACACUCCCAUCCCGGCAAAGCCAAGAGAUGCUCAAAUGAUUCACUCCAUAGCAAGUCUGAUCAGGGCAAAGAGCAAACUGCUCCCCCUGGAUAACCCUGAUAUAGUAGAAAACUACAAGCUGAGUGAGCCCAGAAAAUCUGCAAGUGGUGACCUUUAUCUUCCAGCGAUCUCAAAAAAAGCUUCCAGCCUGAACUCCCUCAACCGGGCCCUGAGUCAGUCCUGCCCUUAUCUGUAUGACAAGCGCAGAGGAUCCUUCUCAUCAGUUACUUCGCAGGGAAAAAGAGUUCACACUGAAAAACAGCAGAGUAGCCUAAAGGCACAAAAAGAGGCUAAGAAAUCCAAUGUGACAGUGACGAUGACCUACCUGGGACAAGGUCAGCGACGGUCACACUCAAGGUUGGCUCAGGAUGAACUGAAGGUGCUUCAGCAAGUCAACGGAGGAGAAAAUCUUUGCGUCUUUAAGGGCCUUGUUACUGCAGGAGAGCAGUUUCAGUUUGUAUCUCAGAGGCACCGAGGUUUCCCCUUCAGCGCUACCUUGUAUGUCAACGGCAUCAUGGUGGCCCGGAUCAGCUCCUGCUGCGAGUACCGCUACGCUCCCGGCUUUCAGCAGGGCAGGAAGAGCUGCUUCAGACUGAGCUGGCUGGCUGGUGGGAUGCCCUGUUACAGAUGCACUAGUCUCCGACACAAAUACAGCUCCUGCCAGCAGCUGAACAGCGGCACAAAGGAAAACUUAAUUCUCCCUCUCCAGCAGAACACUGGCAACGGCACCAUAGAGUCUUGCCCAUCAUCCCCUCUUUUUAUCCCAGCCAAACCUGAGAAGAAACCAGUGGGAAGAACUAGAAAACAAGUUAAGGAACAAAGUGGAGGAUCCACUGACAGUGAAGACGCUGUUUUUGCUGGAACAAAAGAAAAAUGCAGGAGGAGCAAACGCAAGGGUCAAGCCGAUCAGAAAGAGCGCAAAGGAAAGACAGGUGGGAACAACAGAGGGAAAGAUGGGCAAGGCGGCAAGGGCUUAGAGGGAUCAACUGUGGCUGAAAAAUCUGAAGAGCAGACAGGACACAAGCCAGAGCGCUCAAAAACAACGGGCAAUGCCGUAAAACUGCAGAGAGAACAGCUGCCAUCAAACAAGACAAGUAAAACCGUUGAUUCAUUGCAGGAUGAAGAGGGACUGACUAAGCAUAACAGAGAGAAGCAGAGAGGCCUCGAAUCAGAUGGGAAAACCAGAGAUGGGGGAACACUGAAGGACUUCUAUAAAGAAUGUGUGGAAAUGAGUGCCGAGUUGAACCGGAGCCCAAACAAACACUGGUUCAAGGCAAACAUCCUAGAGAGGUGCCGGCUCCAGAAGAGGCUGUCAUCCUCGUGCCCCAAAGCUCAGAACUCCGACGUGGAGCUCAGUGCGGAAAGUGACACAAUACCGCAGCCCGAUGGAGAGCCCGAGGAGGAGGAGGAGGAGGGGGAGGACACGGCAGGCCUGGACGCUGCCAAAGAAGAGCCUGUUCAAGAACAAGACCUGCAGGCACAGCUUGACGCCAUGAUGACGGUGUUGAGCACGUCUGACGAGGUCGAGCAGCUGGUUUUGAGGAACACGGAGCUGACAGAUGAUCUCUUGUUCAGUCUCGCGGGGGCCCUGAAGAGCAGCCCGUCUGACGUCACGCUGCUCAAUCUCAACCUCAACCUCAUCGGCCCCUACGGCGCUCACAUCCUGCUGGACGUCCUGAGAGCGAAGCCGCAAGUCCAAGGCUUGCACUUGUUUGGAAACAAACUGCGUGACCAUGGAGUGCUGACCCUGCUGAGCGGAGUCGCUGAGCUGCAGGAUCAAACCGCAGCAGCCGCUGCAGCCGUCCACCAGGCGCUGCUUUUCCCCUCGGAGCAAAGUCUGCUGCCGCAGCUCCCCACCGGGUGGAGCUCUUUUAGGGUUUUUGCCCUCUUGGAACUAGAUGUUGGUGGAAACGGCCUCGGCAGCAACGGGGUCAAGGUCUUAGCGUCGUACAUGAAAUCCCACUCGCAUCUGCGGUACCUGGGGCUGGCACAGACCAACGGCGCGGAUCUGUCUGCGUGGAAGGAGCUUUUUGACAGCCUGAGAGGCAACAGCUCCCUGGCCCAGAUCAUUUUAGAUGAGAGCAAUCUGGGGGACCCUGGAGUCAGGCUGCUGGCAGACAUGCUGAAGGAGAACACCGGUCUGCGGCAGGUGGAUCUCGACGGGAACGGCGUCAGCGACGUGGGAGGAAACGACAUCAUGGCGGCCCUGCUUUGCAGGACGCAGGUGUCGCUGACACAUCUCAGCCUGGACGAGAACAACAUCAGUGAGGGAUUGAUGAGCAGGAUACAGGAGAAGAUAAAAGGCUAAUCAAACCUGCACGGGCAGAAGUUGUCCAAAUUAAACAGCCUUGGUACAAACCAGACCCCCGGUGUUCUUUGUUGGAUGGUAAAGGAACAAAAAUGACUCAUUUGAUCUGUUUGACCCUCAAACACGUACUCUCACACAGAUGUCUCUCCCUUCCUACUAGUGGGUGGCCCUGCUAAGAAACGCUGCCUCUCGCUUUAGCUCAGGCAGGUAGUGUAGGAGGUCUGUUUGCUUUUGAGCCGCGCUGCGGUGUGGAGGCAUUUUCAAAGUUGUUUCAAUGAACUGAACCUUUCUUCUGUGCGGCGAGGUUGCAGCUGCACCCUCACCUUGCCACCAGCAAUGCCCCCUCGCGACUCAACACCUACUUCUGCUAAAACCGACUCCAUCGCGGGGCUCACUGAAUCCCUCUGCCGUUUCUAUUGAACAAUUUGCUUCCUCUUCACCAAAAAGAAACCACAAUGAAUCAUUCCGCCCACCGUAUUUACGAGUGGAUGGCUUACCCACGGCAUUUCCACCUCAGAACUUUACGGCAGUCAUCAACACAUGCCUAUCUUCACUCCUCUAAAUCAAAAGAUUGUUGCAGACAGCGAAGCCGUGACACAUCAGCAGCCUUCAUUUUGUUGUUUUUUUUUUCUUCUUCCUCUUCACGUGCUAGACAGAGCGUCUAUUCAGGGAACGUUGGGGAGAGAAACGCAAAACUGGGGAGAAUUUAUGUGAAUCUCAAGGCCAUGAUCUCAUUGUUCUAUCAUCACAGACAUUCUGAGAAUAACUGUACCUGUGAUCAAAGCUUGUCAGGGUGGUAAUUAUCUCCUCCUCUCAGGGCUGCCGUCGGUGAUUCUGCCGAAACCAGCCCGUCUAUAUUUCAUCUGCAGUCUUUGCAAAUUCCUUUCUGUGGAGCCCAGAUAAAGAUGCUUCCAUAACCCCCACCAGGAUGACAGAGAAAUGAGACUGACGUUUCUGAAGAUUGCAUCUGCAGAAUUUAUCCGUGCUUUGCUGUUUUAGGAUGAGGAUCUGUUUGUAAUGUCAUACGGUGCCAUGAAAAAAAAAAGUUGUCUUCUUAAAUAUUUAUGCUCUUUAGGCAUUUUAUUGUCUGAGUUAAAUGUUUCGGAUUGUUAAACAGAUUUUAAU
Molecule: messenger RNA, 3613 nt
Organism: Fundulus heteroclitus (mummichog)
Lineage: Eukaryota; Metazoa; Chordata; Actinopteri; Cyprinodontiformes; Fundulidae
Product: glutamate-rich protein 3
Exons: 12
Coding region: 65-2488 (807 amino acids)
Source: RefSeq, a predicted model, not a curated record